Molecule: messenger RNA, 222 nt
Organism: Geodia barretti
Lineage: Eukaryota; Metazoa; Porifera; Demospongiae; Tetractinellida; Geodiidae
Source: the annotation of a GenBank genome assembly
AUGCACCAAGUGCGACAUGGACGAAUUUCGUGCCACCGGAGGCAAUUUCGCGAAGAUUUUCGACGUGCAGAACAAGAAGUUCACUACGUUGUCAUGCAAACAGUGCGGGUACACCGAAAUCUACAAAGGAAACACGUCUACCUUGGGCAACGUGUUCGACUUCUUCGCCGGGGGCUAGGGUGGACCCGCUCGACGGCACCAACGAGUAAGCCCUCCGCCUGA